UAAAUAUGUCAUUUCAGGUUAGUGGUGAUGAAGCCAAUAUAGUUGCAAUAGGGGAAGGAGGAGAGAGAAAAAGAAGGUGUUGGCCAUGUCAAAGAAACAAGGUUAAUAAUGCGGAGCCUAAAAAGUUAGGCUGGAUUCAAGGAGUGCUUAUACGCUGUUUACUGAAUAUAUGGGGCGUCAUGCUAUUUAUCCGACUUAGUUGGGUUGUGGGUCAGGCUGGUAUAGGGUUUUCCUCUGUGAUCAUUAUACUAUCCACUGUUGUAACUGUUGUCACCACGUUAUCCAUGUCAGCCAUUUGUACCAAUGGUGAAGUGAAAGGAGGAGGAGCUUAUUAUUUAAUCUCUCGUAGUUUGGGACCUGAAUUUGGAGGAGCUAUUGGUAUUAUAUUUUCACUGGCUAAUGCAGUAGCUGUUGGACUUUAUGUUGUUGGUUUUGCAGAAACACUGACUGAACUAUUAGUGAGACAUGAUGUUCCUAUACCAGGACUCUCAGAAAUAAACCACAUACGUAUGUUUGGGUUUUUUACUGCUAUAUUAUUGUUGGGUAUAGCAUUGAUUGGAUUAGAUUGGGAAUCAAAGAUUCAAAUAGUUUUGUUAGUUGUGUUGGUUGUGGCUCUUAUUGAUGCUGUGAUUGGUUCAUUCAUACCAAGAAGUUGUGAUCAUACUGUAACAUUACAAGGAUUUACUCAUUAUCGAUGGGGUACAUUUGUUGAAAACUUUUCUCCCGACUAUCACGACAACCAGAAUUUCUUUAGUGUCUUUUCUGUAUUCUUCCCAGCAGCUACCGGUAUACUUGCUGGAGCUAAUAUAUCAGGAAACCUAAAGGACCCACAAACUGCCAUACCCAAAGGAACAUUUACAGCUAUAUUCAUCAGCAGUGCUGUGUAUCUGGUAAUAGCAUGGAUGAUUGGAUUCACUGUUGUUAGAUUUGCCCCUGGCACCCCAACAUUAUACUUUGACAAGAUAGUUGAAACAGCAGCGACAUCAUCCUUUCAAUGUAGCUCAGGACUAGAUGAAUCUAGUUCUAAUUUCACCUAUUGCACGUCAUCUUUUUUUGAUUUGGGAACAGUAAAUGGUUUUAUGCAGAACUGUACGGAUUGUCUGAGUGUACCAUGUGAUUAUCAGGAUGGAAUC
Messenger RNA from Amphimedon queenslandica, 1133 nucleotides. Its product is annotated as solute carrier family 12 member 2-like. The annotation marks the transcript as partial. Gene Ontology annotation, cellular component: membrane. NCBI's taxonomy places the organism in Eukaryota, Metazoa, Porifera, Demospongiae, Haplosclerida, Niphatidae. Gene Ontology annotation, molecular function: sodium:potassium:chloride symporter activity. Gene Ontology annotation, biological process: chloride ion homeostasis; sodium ion transmembrane transport; chloride transmembrane transport. The transcript has 7 exons. The record is from RefSeq and is a predicted model, not a curated record.